AUGGCAAUCUUUAACUGGCGACUCGUGUCGAACCUCAUUCCGGUUGAUACCAAGCUUCAGUGGAGCAAAAUUGAGUUGGCAUCAAAAUGCCAAUGCUGCCCCAGGAGCCCUAAUAUCGAAUUCCUCCAACAUCUGAUCAUUCAGGGUCAGGGAGCAAUUAGCGUGUGGAGAGAGUUUGAUGGGUGGUUUGGGGGCCCGGCCCCUUCUCUUCGAAUAAAUGACACUAUCUCGGAUAGACUAGAGGUGUGGUUGCUAAGGAUCCAACAAGAAGGUAGGAAACACCUCUGCCGAGUUAUGCCGUAUCUCAUCUUGUGGUUCCUUUGGGCGGAGCGAAACCGAAGCUGGCAUGAGCAAGGCCAAUUCAAAUCGUACAACGUGGUGUGGCAAGUUCUAAUGUUCAUCCAUAACAACAUGGCCAAUGGGAGCAUCAAGCCGAAGCAUUGGCACAGGGUGAAAUUGGGAAUGAGCAUACCGUACCAGGCCAUCACAAGGGGCCCGAGACCUCUAGUUAUGCCGGUUAAGUGGCACCCCCCGGAGGGGACGUGGAUAAAAGUCAACACAGAUGGGGCAUACAUGGUAACACAGGAUAAAUCGGGAGGGGGGCAUUGUGCGUGA
Molecule: messenger RNA, 615 nt
Organism: Salvia splendens (bonfire salvia)
Lineage: Eukaryota; Viridiplantae; Streptophyta; Magnoliopsida; Lamiales; Lamiaceae
Exons: 1
Coding region: 1-615 (204 amino acids)
Source: RefSeq, a predicted model, not a curated record